AAGAGGAGGAGAGGCGGGCAGAGGAGCAGGAGAGGGGGGCAGAGAGGCAGCAGAGCGGAGCACAGGGGCAGGAGAGGAGGGCACAGGGGCAGCAGAGCGGAGCAGGGGAUCAGCAGAGCGGAGCAGAGGCGGAGGCGCCGCCGCCCCGCGCUCCGAGCGGGACGGGCCCGAGCUCCGCCGCCACCGGCGCUGCCCCGGGCGGGAGCGGGGGGGUGACACCGGCGGUGACAGCGACCCCGGCGCGGGGCCGGCGGCGAUGGCGGCGGGGCUGUGGCGGCGCUGGGCGCUGUGGGCCGCGCUGCUGCUGCUGGCGGCGGCGCAGGAGCCGUGGCGGCAGCUGAUCCAGUGGGAGAACAACGGGCGGCUCUACAGCCUGCUCAACAGCGGCGCGGAGUUCGUGCCCGCCGGGCAGGAGCGGCCCGCGGGGACGCGCCUGUGGCUGGCGGGGACCGCGGGGACCGCGGGGACAGCGGGGACAGCGGGCAGCGUCCGCCGCCAGGCUCCCGCCUCGGGGACGGUGCGGGGACAGGCGCGACAUCCCUUCGGCUUCGGCCAGGUGCCGCCCAACUGGCGGGACGGGCCCGUGGGCGACGGCGCGGGGGGACAGCGGCGACAGACGGCGCGCGGCCGGCAGGCGACGGCGACAGCCUCGGGGGUGGCCGCGUCCUCGUUCGCCUUCGCCUCGGCGGGACAGCCGCCCUUUGUCGCCGCGGGGGUGGCGGGGCAGCCGCCCUUCGUCGCAGCUGGGGUGGCACCGCACGAGGGGGUCCCGAGGAGCGCAGGGACAGGGAUGGGGACAGGGAUGGGGACAGGGAUGGGGACAGGGAUGGGGGCAGGGAUAGAAAUGGGGAUGGGGACAGGGAUGGGAACAGGGACAGGGAUGGGGACAGGAGCAGGGAUGGGGACAGGAGCAGGGAUGGGGCCAGGGCCGUUCCCGCUGCAGCCCCGCGCGUUCCCCGAGGAUUUCGCCGAGGAUCCCCCUCCGUACGGGGCCGCGGGGUUCCCUCUGGACCGCCGCUACUCCCACAGCCUCUACCACGACUCCGAGCCCGAGGCGCGCCCCGGGGCGGCCUCCGCGGAGAACCUGCCCUUCGGGGCGCCGCUCCCGCCGCAGCGCCGGCAGCAGCCGCCGUUCCGCGAGCCCUACGGGACCGGCAUGGCCCGGCCCGAGCCCUUCGGCACCGGCAUGGCCCGGCCCGAGCCCUUCGGCACCGGCAUGGCCCGGCCCGAGCCCUUCCCGGCCGAGAUCCCGCAGGCCGUGCCCGACAGCCAAGCCCGGCUCAGCGUGGGCAGCGUCUACAGGCCCAGCCUCGGGGCGCGCGGACUCCCGGAUCUGGUCCCGGAUCCCAACUACGUCCAGGCCUCCACGUACGUGCAGAGGGCGCACCUGUACUCGCUGCGCUGCGCCGCCGAGGAGAAGUGCCUGGCCAGCACGGCGUACGCGGCCGAGGCCACCGACUACGACGUGCGGGUGCUGCUGCGCUUCCCGCAGCGCGUCAAGAACCAGGGCACGGCCGACUUCCUGCCCAGCCAGCCCCGCCACAGCUGGCAGUGGCACUGGCACAGCUGCCACCAGCACUACCACAGCAUGGCGGAGUUCAGCCACUACGACCUGCUGGAUGUCACCUCGGGGCGCCGCGUGGCCGAGGGACACAAGGCCAGCUUCUGCCUCGAGGACACCACCUGCGACUUCGGCCACCUCAAGCGCUACGCCUGCACCGCCCACACCCAGGUGACACCGGGACAGUGGCUUUUGUCACUUUGGUCACUUUUGGUCCCUCUUUGUCCCUUUUGUCCCCACUUGUGCCACUACGCCUGCACCGCCCACACCCAGGGGCUCAGCCCGGGCUGUUACGACACCUACAAUGCCGACAUCGACUGCCAGUGGAUCGACAUCACCGACGUUCCCCCCGGGAAUUACAUCCUCAAGGUCCAGGUCAAUCCCAAAUAUUUGGUGCUGGAGUCGGAUUUCACCAACAACGUCGUGCGCUGCCACAUCCACUACACCGGGCGCUUCGUGUCCGCCUCCAACUGCCGCAUCCACCAAUCCUGAUGGCAGCCGAAUCCCAGGAUUUCCCGGGACAUUCCCGAGGUGGCUCCGACGCCUUCCCAAAAUUCCCCCUUUUCCCAAUAAAAAGCGGGGAAGCCA
Prinia subflava (tawny-flanked prinia) is the source of this 2149-nucleotide messenger RNA. It is a transcript of the gene LOXL1, whose product is annotated as lysyl oxidase like 1. Gene Ontology annotation, molecular function: copper ion binding; protein-lysine 6-oxidase activity. The coding region runs from base 257 to 2053 and encodes 598 amino acids. The record is from RefSeq and is a predicted model, not a curated record. Gene Ontology annotation, biological process: collagen fibril organization; peptidyl-lysine oxidation. The transcript is spliced from 7 exons. NCBI's taxonomy places the organism in Eukaryota, Metazoa, Chordata, Aves, Passeriformes, Cisticolidae.